GUCAUAAACACCUGCGACCAUCUUCAUUCGUCUUCCUGAAUUUCAUAACCAUCUUCGUUCUUUGGUCAUCCGUGUGUGUGGGAAAUAUAGUAUGGAGGCAAGAGGACAGAGCUCGAUAGCAGCAGCUCGGUACACUCUACCAGCAACCCGAUUGUCAUCCGAAGACAUACUUUUCUGUAUCGAUGUUGAUCCUGAAUCCCUCGUUGAAAUGAAGAAUACCAGCGCCAGUGGAAGACCUUUUACCAGAUUGGAAUCAAUUAAGCAGGCUAUUCUUCUGUUUAUCAACGCUAAGCUUGCUAUUAAUCCAGAUCAUCGAUUCGCCUAUUCCGCACUCGGCAAAACCCCCUUUUGGCUUAAGAAGGAGUUUAGCAGUGAAGUUGAGUCUGCAAUUGCUGCAUUCCGAGCCAUCUCAGUUGACUCUUCCGCUGGACAUGCGGAUCUCACGCAUCUCUUUAAAGUCGCAAAUCAUGAAGCUAAAAAAUCCCGUUCACAGAAUCGGUUACUCAGGGUGAUUCUAAUAUAUUGUAGAUCAUCAGUAGUGCCACAACACCAAUGGCCCACAAACCAAAAGCUGUUCACGUUUGAUGUGGUUUACCUACACAAUAAACCGGGGCCCGAUAAUUGUCCGCAGAAGGUGUACGAUGGUCUGGUGGACGCCCUUGAGCAGGUGAGUGAAUACGAGGGGUAUAUCUUUGAGAGUGGUCAGGGGCUGACACGUGUCCUCUUUCGCCACAUGUGUGUCCUGCUGUCACAUCCACAACAACGAUGCGUCCAGGAUGACAUUGAUAUUCCUAAAUCUCUUACCAAGAAGUCACCUGCACCGGAUUCUGCCACCCCUAACCCUGCUGCUGCUGUUGCUGAUCAAGAAUGUGUUCCUGUCUCCAGUCAGUGACUUGUUAAUUUCUUGGUUUUGUAUAUGAAUAAGUUAACAAUGGACUAAAAUCGUGCAAUUGAAACUAUUUUGGGCUAAAAAUAUUGAAACUUUAUGGACUGAAUUCUCUAAGAAGAAAGAGAUAUGAUUUUUUUAUUGUAGGUAGGUAUUUUUGGGCUAUAUAAGAUGCUUUCUUUUUUAGGGUUUUUGGUUUUACUCUUUGUUUAUGAACUCAUGAAUAAGAUAACUUCAUCAUGUUCAUGAAUGUUGGUCAUAUCAACUGAAUCACGUAAGUUGUGCUCUUAUUCAUGUUAUGUAUCUCUAAUUUUUAGCGUUUCACC
This is a messenger RNA of Lactuca saligna, 1212 nucleotides long. Lineage: Eukaryota; Viridiplantae; Streptophyta; Magnoliopsida; Asterales; Asteraceae. The record is from the annotation of a GenBank genome assembly.